Messenger RNA from Populus nigra (black poplar), 480 nucleotides. Its product is annotated as protein BIC1-like. The transcript has a single exon. NCBI's taxonomy places the organism in Eukaryota, Viridiplantae, Streptophyta, Magnoliopsida, Malpighiales, Salicaceae. The record is from RefSeq and is a predicted model, not a curated record. Bases 1 to 480 code for a protein of 159 amino acids. Gene Ontology annotation, biological process: blue light signaling pathway.
AUGGAGGGCACACCUUUCUCAUCAAUGGAGGAACAACCCUCCUCAAAUCCAAGAGAACCCACCACCCGGAUUCUUGCAUUUUCUUUGCAGCCGAAGUCACCCUCUAGGGCAGAACCCUCACAGACCAUGAAGAAGUCUUCAAUGAAAGAACACCAUCAGCUGCCACAAGCUCAUCAAAGUUUGGCUUCUUAUCCUAGAGUAGAAAAUGUUAGUAACGAGGUGAAAGAGCAAGCUGAAGCAUUGAUAUUAAUGCACAAAGAAAGUUCUACUGGACGUGAGAGGCUAAAGAGGCAUAGAGAAGAAGUGAGUGGUAAGGUUAUGAUACCAGAAACAUGGGGUCAAGAGAAUUUGCUUGCAGAUUGGAUUGAUUAUUCUUCAUUUGACAAGUUGUUAGCCCCAGAUGGAAUCACAUCAGCUCGUGAAGCACUUGUUGCUGAGGGACGUAGAGCCUGCACUUCACAUCAACGACUCAGAGUAUAA